UGUGUCCCCAGCGCGGAGGCCAUGGCGGCCGUGGCGGGGGGCGGCACGGGGCCCGGCACCGGCACCGCCGGGGCCCGCGCCGCGACCACCAACAUCUUGGCCCAGCUGCGGCACGGGCAGCUCAGCGGGCGCGGGCUGACCCGCGGGGCGCAGAUCACAGAGGCCUUGUUGAAGGAAAGAGAUAAACAAGCAAAAUGGAAUGGGAUCCCCUUGCUGUUGCAGAAGCUGUAUGAGCACAGCCACCCAAACAGCGACUUCUCCCAGUGCCAAAGCAUCCUAAAGGAAAUUUCUCCACUCCUUUCGAUGGAAGCCAUGGUUUAUGUCACAGAAGACAGAAAAGCUGCUCAAGAGUCCAGUUUUCCAAACACCUACACCUUUGACUUGUUUGGAGGAGUCGAUCUUUUAGUAGAAAUUCUUAUGAGACCAACUCUUAUUACACAGAAAAAGAAGCAGAAAAUAAGUGAUGACCUCAUCAAGGACUGUUUAAGCAUACUGUACAACACCUGUAUAUGUACGGAAGGAGUCACACGGCGGCUGGCAGAGAGAAACGACUUCGUGCUCUUCCUGUUUACACUGAUGACAAACAAAAAGACAUUCCUACAAACUGCAACGCUCAUUGAAGAUAUCCUGGGAGUUAAAAAGGAAAUGAUCCAGCUGGAUGAUAUUCCCAACCUGGCCAGCCUGGUGUCCAGCUUUGACCAGCAGCAGCUGGCCAACUUCUGCAGGAUCCUGGCUGUCACCAUCUCGGAGCUGGACACAGGCAGUGAUGACAAGCACACACUUCUGGCCAAAAAUGCCCAGCAGAAAAAAAACUUGGGCCCUUCCCGAGCUGAAAUUAAUCAAGCUACACUUCUGAAUAUUCCAGGCUUCAUUGAGAGGUUGUGCAAGCUGGCCACACGCAAGGUGUCUGAAACAACAGGGACUUCCAGCUUCCUGCAGGAGCUGGAGGAGUGGUACACGUGGCUGGACAAUGCCCUGGUGCUGGAUGCACUGAUGAGAGUGGCAAAUGAAGAGGCAGAGCAGAGCAGUACAGAGUCUUCAGAUGAGAGUGGACUGGCCAACACCUCCACAAGGACACAGCUGCCCCAGUCCAUGAAGAUCAUGCACGAGAUCAUGUACAAGCUGGAGGUGCUCUAUGUUCUCUGUGUGCUGCUCAUGGGCAGGCAGAGGAAUCAGGUUCAUAAAAUGAUAGCAGAGUUCAGACUCAUUCCUGGCCUCAAUAACCUGUUUGACAAACUCAUCUGGAGGAAGCACUCUGCCUCAGCCCUGGUUCUGCAUGGACACAACCAGAACUGUGACUGCAGCCCGGACAUUACUUUAAAGAUACAAUUCUUGAGGCUUCUUCAGAGCUUCAGUGACCACCAUGAGAACAAGUAUCUGCUUUUGAACAGCCAGGAACUGAAUGAGCUGAGUGCAAUCUCCCAUAAAGCCAACAUCCCUGAAGUGGAUGCAGUUGUCAACACUGACAGGAGCCUUGUCUGUGAUGGGAAGAGAGGUUUGUUGACCAGAUUGCUUCAGGUCAUGAAGAAGGAACCUGCAGAAUCCUCCUUCAGGUUUUGGCAAGCAAGGGCCGUUGAAAGUUUUCUGCGAGGCACCACCUCCUAUGCAGACCAGAUGUUCCUCCUCAAGAGAGGACUCCUGGAGCAUAUUCUCUACUGCAUUGUUGAUAGUGAGUGCAAGUCACGGGAUGUGCUUCAGAGUUACUUUGACCUUCUGGGAGAGCUGAUGAAAUUCAAUAUUGAUGCAUUCAAGAGGUUCAACAAGUACAUCAACACAGAUGAGAAGUUCCAGGUAUUUUUAAAUCAGAUCAACAGCUCUCUGGUGGACUCAAACAUGCUCGUUCGCUGCAUCACGCUGUCCCUGGACCGCUUUGAGAAUCAGUCUGAUGCUAAAGUUGCAGAAGUCCUGUCCGAGUGCCGCCUGUUGUCCUACAUGUCCCAGAUGUCCAUGAGAAUGUCCUUCCUCUUCCGUCUCAUUAACAUUAUCCACGUCCAGACACUGACACAGGAAAAUGUCAGUUGUUUGAACACAAGUUUAGUUAUCCUAAUGCUGGCCCGAAGGAAAGAAAAGCUCCCUUUUUAUCUGCGCACCUUGCAACAGAUGGAAUACACAGAAAAAUACCCUGGCUUCAUCCUGAACAACUUCCACAGCCUCCUGCGAUUCUGGCAGCAGCAUUACCUCAACAAGGAUAAAGACAGCACCUGCUUAGAAAAUAGCUCCUGUAUUAGUUUUACCUACUGGAAAGAGACUGUUUCGAUACUGCUCAGUCCGGACCGGACGUCCCCCUGUGCCAUAGUGAGCUACAUCGACGAGGCGUACAUGGACAUUGACAGAGACUUCUCUGAGGAGUAAUUCCACCUCCAGCUUGUGAUGGACAGCUCGGAGGCUCCCUCGCAGCCCGGGCAUUUUCAGGGAUUCGCUGUGUAGUGUGUGUGUGCAGCUUGGAGCUGCGGAGCGUCCCACCCCUGCCCCUGCCGGCCCCCAGCUCUGACCUCUGAGACUCGGACAGCUCUCUGGGCAAUACAUUCAGGGAUGUAUCUUCCAGUUGUUCUGGGAUAAAAAUAAUCACCUGCACAAACCA
Messenger RNA from Sturnus vulgaris (Common starling), 2581 nucleotides. RefSeq names its product transient receptor potential cation channel subfamily C member 4 associated protein (gene TRPC4AP). Gene Ontology annotation, biological process: ubiquitin-dependent protein catabolic process. The record is from RefSeq and is a predicted model, not a curated record. Gene Ontology annotation, molecular function: phosphatase binding. NCBI's taxonomy places the organism in Eukaryota, Metazoa, Chordata, Aves, Passeriformes, Sturnidae. Gene Ontology annotation, cellular component: Cul4A-RING E3 ubiquitin ligase complex.